ACUAAUAAUAAGACCUACAUCAUGGAUAACUUACAAAGUAACAACACCACUAUGAAUCUUCAGCCAUUGUUUAUGUCAAUGUUUACCAACAAUGCUGAAGACCCCUUCCAUUCUAUUGAAAUGAUAGAAACUCAAAGAGAUUUCCUAUACUUGUGCUCUAUUUUUUUGAUAGGAGCUGUUGUGCGGCAUGCCACUGAUGUCUUGCAUAUACCCCUGCCUUACACAGUAGUUGUUUUCUUUGUUGGUGUAAUUGCUGGCUAUCUUCCACUUGGUCAUGUUGUGGAAAUAGGCCCUCAUACGAUAAUCAAAGUGUUCAUGCCCAUUCUCAUUUUUGAAGGAUCAUUUGCGAUUGAUAUCUACAUAUUCAAACAAAUAUUUAUACAGGUUCUGAUCCUUGCUGUACCUGCACUAGUGGUGAUGACAUUUUUACUUGCUGGGACAUCAAUGUAUUUAUUCAAGUACAAGGACUGGACAUGGCUGGUGGCACUAUUGUUUGGUUCUAUUCUGUCAGCAACAGAUCCUGUUGCAGUUGUUGCUAUCAUGAAAGACUUAGGAACCCACAAGCGUUUGGCUCUGUUGAUUGAGGGAGAGUCAAUGCUCAAUGAUGGAACAGCUAUGGUGUGCUAUGAAUUGUUUUUACAGAUGAUAGAACAUCCAUCAAAACCCGUUGAUGAAAUAGUCUACAAUAUAUUUUGGGUCUCAUUAGGUGGCCCAUUGUUUGGAUAUCUCAUGGCUCAAGUGGCUAUCUUCUGGCUACAGUGGACAUUUAAUGAUAGCCUUACAGAAAUAGCCAUUACUUUAUCAAUGGCUUAUUUAGUUUUUUAUAUUGCUGAUGCCUACCUUAAAGUUUCGGCUGUGCUGGGUGUAGUGGCUCUAGGAGCUACCUUGAGUGAGCAUAGAACUUCUAUCAGUCCAGAGGUAGAAGUAUUUUUACACAGUUUUUGGGAAACACUUUCCUUCAUGGCCAACACUUUGAUCUUUGCCAUCUGUGGUUUCAUCAUCACUAAAAAAGUAAUUGUGAAUGCUCAGCUACAGGACUGCAUCUACCUCAUCAUUCUAUACUUUGCUGUUCAGCUAAUUCGAGGUCUAACAAUCAUGAUGUUCAGUCCUAUUCUAAAACGGCUUGGAUAUGGCUUGACUUGGCAGGAUGGUCUAGUCUGUACAUGGAGUGGCCUAAGGGGAGCAAUUGGACUGGCUCUUGCACUUAUUAUAUUUAAAUCUGAGAAAGAGCCAUUAUGUAAUCAUAAUGUAGGAGGAAAGAUCCUGUUUCACGUCUCCCUGAUUGUGGUUGCCACCCUGUUGAUUAAUGCUACCACCGUGUCACAUCUGCUCACUUUCUUAGGUUUGACAGAUGUGACUCCAGCCAGGAGAAAUGCCAUGAAGAAAGCUAUUGGAAUUUUAGAUGAAUGUCGCAGAAAAACAAUGAAUGUGUGGAAAAUUGACAGGUUUCUGGCAGAUGCUGACUGGGACACAGUUAAUAAUAUUACUUUAAUAGAAGACCCUUUCAUGAGCACUGAGACAACAGAAGAGAAGGAAUUACGAGAGAGACUGGGUGGGGUGUGUCCGCGGUGUAACAUGGCUGUUCCUUAUGUACCCACGUCAUCAGAAGUUCAUAAAUGGUUGGCUGAAGCAACAAGAAAAUAUUUAAAGCUACUUAAGCAAAACUUCUGGCUCCAGUUUGAGCGAGGCCUCCUUGCAGGAUUUAGUGUACGAAAAUUAAAUGAACUUGCAGAGGAGGCAGCUGAUAAAGAUUGCGAGAUGAUCAAGGUGAAGGAAAUAAAAAAGAUGUGGAGAACACCUGCAUGUGUGUCUACAACUAAAAAGUUGUUGAGAGGUCAAAGGCUACAUCACAAACAAUCCUUUAUGUAUGAAAUAAUGCACUCGAGGUCUUUUACUGUAGCUUUGCUGUAUGAACUAAGCCAUAGCCAGGCCCUGAUGGCUGGCGUAUUUGGCAUGGACUGUAUAGUUAUUAUUGUAACUGAAGUACUUGUUUAUGUAGACUGGACAUAUGAGGGAAUGAGAAAUGCAGAAAAUGGCGUCCAAAAUGCCAACUUAGUAAUGAUAACAUUACUGACAGCUUAUUUUCUGUUUAGGCUGAUCAUGUUUGUAAAAACUUACAUCAAAACAAUGUGGUUCUAUGUGAACCUAUCCUGCCUUGUUCUGGCCUACCUGGAUCUCUUUACACACUGGUAUGCUUUUCAAAAGAUGGAGUUAGAUCUGCACUUUGAUGAAAGUGAUACAUUUCAGUUCAUAUCUAAAAUCAUGAUCACAUUGCGGACAGUUCGCACUGUGCAAAUCUUUGAGGUUACAGUUAGUAUACUGCUAUAUUUCGUUAAACAAUCUGUUAAAGUUAGGCUCACUACUGGCUGUGAUAUGGGAAGAGGUUUUGUCAGAGCUAACGAGUUGGCAAUCAGGCUGAUUGAUCACAUAUCAGAUGAUAUCAAUGUACAGAACAUGAUACGGGCUAGUGCAGAAAAAGCUAAAAUGAGUGUUUUGAGAGAACUAGGACUUCUGCAGGGCUUACAUCCUGACGUGGCACUGGGUGUCAAGACCUGUCAGGCCAUACGAUCUGUUCUCAAUGUGAUGCGUGAAGGCAUGCACCACCUCAUGGAAGAGGGUGGUAUUGAUGAACCUGAGGGGCAGCUUUUUAUUAAGGUUAUUGAAUCUAAAAUGAAACGUUUGAUGGCAGCACCUCCUGCUCUUGAAAUUCCUUCAACCAAAAAAAUACUUGCUGCUAUUCCAUGGAUUGAUGGGGAUCUUACUCUGGUUGAUUACAUUCACAAUCUGUCUCAUGAAAUCAUCUACAACUAUGGUGAUAUAGUCUUACGUUGUGGUGAACCGCCAGAUGGUAUAUAUUUCAUCAUCAGUGGUUUAGUUAAGGUGGAAGCUCCCCUUUUUAGUGAAAACCAGCAAACAGCAGCAAUGCAGACUCUUGAUUUUCUAUCUACUGGGAAUGUGAUUGGAGAGAUCAGUGUGUUAACACAGAAACAUCGGACUGCAACAUUAACUUGUGAGACUACAGUGAAGCUACUAUUUUUGAGCACCAAUGAUUUGAAACAGGCCUGUGAAAGAUUCAAAGACCUAUCACCACCCCUCCUUGCUCGUCUCUGGAAAGUGUGUGCUAUAAGGAUUUCCAUCAACAUACUUGCCAAUGUGGCCAGUUAUCAUGGAAUGCGCAAAGAGACAUUACUUGCCCGGCUUGAAAAUGCUGAACUGGAGCACAUCAGUGAUAAAUACAAUCAAUUUGAAAUCACACCUUACAUGAUUGAUGUCAUUCUGAUUAUGGGAGAAGCUUAUGAUUUCAGAACGAGAGAAAAAUUUAUUGGACCUUGCUAUAUACCAAAAGCUGUCAGUAAACUAGUUUUUACACCUAAUCAGUCACCUCGCCCUUUAAUGUUCUUUGCAUUAAAACCCUCCAGUGGAAGAGGAGUUCAGCACAGCCUGUCCCGCUCGCUGUCUCGAGACCAAAGGACGAGUAGUAAAAGUCAGACUGAAAUCAAAGUUACUAAUAAUACCACAACACGAACAAGUGCAAUGGAAAACUUAGAGUUCUGAGCAGAUGCUUAAUUUUUUUCAAUUUUAUUAAUGAAAAUUGAAAACAAAUUUUCUAUAAAUAUUUGGAGAGAAUUAUAGUAUUGUUUUUAAAAAAAAAGAAAACAACAGAUUAAUGGUUUUCUUUUAUUAUGGGGAAUCAUGACUGACACAUGCUUAAGUACAAAGGGGGUAAUGAUCAGAAUGAUUUCUGAAAUAUUUUUGACCUUCCCAUUCUUUCACUGAUGGGGGAAAGUUAACUUUUUUUAAAACUACCAUUCAAGGGAACUGCUUAUACAUUUUUUUAAUCAGGCUAUAUGAAACAUUGGUAAUUGACAGUUUGUUUAGAAUCUACGUUGUGAUGUAUACCAUCAUUUGUUGAAAGGGCAUGCUUUUCAUUAUCUCCCCUACAUCAGUAUUUCAUGUGAUAUUUAUACUUAGUUCAAACAUAUCCGUUCUCAAGAAAAGCAACCACAAUAGCUUAACUUCUGAACUCCCAACACAAGAAUGUCCUAGCUUGAGGCAUGUCACAAUUAGUUAAACUGUGGAUUGUUUGAACUGGUCUGUUGUAGCUGCAGGUUUGAGUGAUUUAGUGUAGUUACUUGUCAUCCUUAAGUGAAGGGGAAUUAGGUCUUAUAAAUACUUGUACAAAAUAAAUUAAAGGUAAACAAC
Messenger RNA from Physella acuta, 4203 nucleotides. RefSeq names its product sodium/hydrogen exchanger 10. Gene Ontology annotation, molecular function: sodium:proton antiporter activity; potassium:proton antiporter activity. Gene Ontology annotation, cellular component: plasma membrane. Gene Ontology annotation, biological process: regulation of intracellular pH; potassium ion transmembrane transport; proton transmembrane transport. NCBI's taxonomy places the organism in Eukaryota, Metazoa, Mollusca, Gastropoda, Physidae. The record is from RefSeq and is a predicted model, not a curated record.